Coccomyxa subellipsoidea C-169 is the source of this 2793-nucleotide messenger RNA. Its product is annotated as heat shock protein 70. Gene Ontology annotation, molecular function: heat shock protein binding; misfolded protein binding; ATP hydrolysis activity. Gene Ontology annotation, biological process: cellular response to unfolded protein; protein refolding. The coding region runs from base 1 to 1941 and encodes 646 amino acids. NCBI's taxonomy places the organism in Eukaryota, Viridiplantae, Chlorophyta, Trebouxiophyceae, Coccomyxaceae. Gene Ontology annotation, cellular component: cytoplasm; chloroplast. The transcript is spliced from 13 exons. The record is from RefSeq and is a predicted model, not a curated record.
AUGCAGACCGUUUUGCAAAGCCAGAUGCAGGUCGUUGGUAUCGAUCUGGGCACCACAAACUCGGCUGUGGCUGCCAUGGAAGGUGGCAAGCCAACCAUUGUCACAAAUGCAGAGGGUGCGCGCACAACGCCGUCAGUGGUGGCAUACACAAAGUCUGGGGACAGGCUGGUGGGCCAGAUUGCCAAGAGGCAGGGCGUGGUCAAUCCGGAGAACACAUUUGCGUCAGUGAAGCGCUUCAUCGGCAGGAAGAUGAAUGAGGUGCAGGAGGAGUCCAAGCAGGUCCCCUACAAGCUGGUGGAGGACAGCAACGGAAAUGUGAAGAUCGUGUCCAGCAACGCCGGCAAGGAGUUUGCCGCGGAGGAAAUCAGCGCUCAGGUCCUGCGCAAGCUUGUUGACGAUGCCUCCAAAUUUCUCAACGACAAGGUGAACAAGGCGGUGAUCACAGUGCCGGCCUACUUCAACGAUUCGCAGCGGCAGGCCACAAAGGACUCCGGCCGCAUCGCUGGCCUGGAGGUUCUGCGCAUCAUCAACGAGCCGACGGCCGCCUCGCUCGCGUACGGCUUUGAGAAGAAGUCCAACGAGACCAUCCUCGUCUUCGACCUGGGUGGCGGCACCUUUGAUGUCUCUGUCCUGGAGGUGGGCGACGGAGUCUUCGAGGUGCUGUCGACGAGCGGAGACACACACCUGGGAGGCGACGACUUUGACAAGCGAAUCGUGGAUUUCCUGGCGGACGACUUCCAGCGCUCAGAGGGCAUCGACCUGCGCAAGGACCGGCAGGCGCUGCAGCGGCUGACCGAGGCCGCUGAGAAGGCCAAGAUGGAGCUCUCUACGCUCUCGCAGACAUCCAUCUCGCUGCCCUUCAUCACGGCGACGGCCGACGGACCGAAGCACAUUGAGACCAACCUGUCUCGUGCCAAGUUCGAGGAGAUUUCCUCGGACCUGCUCGAUCGCUGCCGCAUCCCCGUGCAGCAGGCUCUGAAGGACGCCAACCUGAAGUUCACAGACCUCAACGAGGUCAUCCUUGUGGGCGGAUCCACUCGAAUCCCCGCAGUGCAGGAGCUUGUGCAGAAGAUUGCUGGCAAGGCGCCCAACGUGACUGUGAACCCCGAUGAGGUCGUGGCGCUCGGCGCAGCCGUGCAGGCCGGUGUGCUGGCAGGCGAGGUGCGCGACAUCGUGCUGCUCGACGUGACGCCCCUGUCGCUCGGGUUGGAGACCCUGGGAGGCGUGAUGACUAAGCUUAUCACUCGCAACACCACCCUGCCCACCUCCAAGUCCGAGGUCUUCUCCACCGCUGCAGACAACCAGACCUCUGUCGAGAUCAACGUGCUUCAGGGCGAGCGCGAGUUUGUGCGCGACAACAAGUCGCUGGGCAACUUCCGGCUGGACGGUAUCCCUCCCGCUCCCCGGGGGGUCCCCCAGGUCGAGGUCAAAUUCGACAUCGACGCGAACGGCAUCCUCUCAGUCACUGCCACCGACAAGGGCACUGGCAAGAAGCAGGACAUCAAGAUCACCGGCGCAUCCACCCUUGCCGGUGACGAGGUGGACCGCAUGGUCAAGGACGCCGAGAAGUUCGCUGACGAGGACAAGAAGAAGCGCGAGGCCGUGGACGUCAAGAACCAGGCGGACAGCUUGGUUUACCAGACAGAGAAGCAGCUGACGGAGUUGGGCGACAAGGUGCCUGCGGAUGUCAAGUCCAAGGUUGAGUCGCAGAUCACCUCCCUCAAGGAGACUGCUGCCGGCGACGACACAGAGGCCACCAAGAAGGCCAUCGAGGACCUGCAGAAGGAGGUGAUGGCGAUCGGGCAGGCCAUCUACGGGCAGCCAGGUGGCGCGCCCGGCCCCGACGCGGCGGCCGGCCCCGGCGCGGGCGCCCCCGGCGGCGACGAAAAGAAGGGCGGUGACAAUGUCGUCGACGCCGAGUUCACCGACUCCGACAAGUGAAGCCGCUCCGCCUGAAUUGGCGUCAUGCGCUGAUCUGGCGACGGCUGACCUGGCAGCGCGUCUGAUCUGGCACCGUGCUGAUAUGUGCGGCGUGCCUGAUUUGGUGAUAUCGUGGAAAUUGGCAUGGGAGCGUGAUCUGGCAGGGGGCUUUGCUCACGAUGUAUCGGCAGGGUCCGCUCUGUCGGCUGUCAGUUUCCCAGGAAAAUUGGGAAGACGUCCUCUGCGCGAGUGGUUUGGAGCGCGCAGGUGCUGGCUGUGUCCAAGUGAUGGCACGCGCUUGCGAAGGUGCAGUGGGAUAUGCGGAUGACGAAGAUGGCUUGAGCUGAGUGCUGGGGGUUUGGAAGCCCCCAAGACACAGGAGGGGAUGUGCAGUUGACUAUUUUGCAGACUGCAUUCGCUCUGCCUGCGGCAAGACUAUAGGCAUGAACCAAGGACCACCAGUGCGCUGCUUUGGAAGCAUCACGUGGUGCACUUGCAGAAAUGCUGGCUUUGAGCUUCUUGGCUUGAGAGGGGGGAUGCAUGUGCAAGUGGGUGUUUUAUUUACCCCUUAAGGAUUAGCUCUGGGCUUGCUUAAUGCCGCGAGUGAAUACUAGUUCAUCGCCAUGACAGCACAUAAAAGUGAAUUGUUUUGCUAUGUGUGGGUGACUGAUUUGUGGGGUGAUGCAGCGUGCAAUCCCCACUAAUUAGUCUUGACAUUUUCCUGCUUCAAGACGUGCUGCGUGUUGGUGUGUGCAAAUGUGUAGGUGGUGAACAGGAAUGGAACAAGCACAGGUGGGUCAAAUUAUUCUUAUUGCUGUUGGCUAGUGACUUCACAGGAAUGAAUAUACAAGGACUGUAAGAUCAAAUUUGCGC